AUGGUGGAGGAGGUGUAUGUGUGUGAUGCUUUCCGUUUUAUAAAAAAAAGUGAUUUUAUUACAAGAUUUAUUUAAUAUUAGAAUAAAAAGUGGGGAAAACGUGAGUUAUUAAUUGUGUAUAAUUUUGGAAUAACAAUACUCCGUCUUAACGAUAUUAACAACUAUCUUAUUUUUACUGUAAUUUUGACAUUAGCGUCUCUCCUUAUGGCGCUUUGUUCAAAUUUCAUUAAAUAAUUUAUUUAAUACUUAGUGGUUAUUGAAAAGUAAUCUUGUGUCUACAAAAUAAUGCACAUAAGAUUCUAAAACAGUCAGGAUCAAGAUUUUUUGCAAUACAUUGGUGUUAAUGUUGUAAUAUGUAUAACAACUCUACACACUAUCCUACUGGGUACCAAAGUGCUUAUCCACAGUAUCAGCAGAAUUAUGGCAGUUCUUAUGGAUAUACAGGUUAUGGAACCCAAUACACAGCUCAGAAUCCACAGCCAGCACCACCUGGAGAAAAUUUUUCUUCAGAUAAUUGGAGUUCAUCGCAAGCUGGUAGUUAUGGAACUUCACAGAAUGAUGCUGUGGCACAAGAAAUGCAACAACAAAAGGCGCAGCUUGUUAAACAGCGUGAAGAUUACGUAAAAAAAGUGACAGUUUUGCGACACGAACUGGAGCAACUUCGUUUACAAAAGCAGGAACUUGUAGCAGAUGGCUCUACGGAUCGUGAUUUGGCAAACAUUUUGAGGGAAAACGAUAAAUUACAGGAUGAAAUUCAGGGUAAAAUGAAAGCUAUCCACAAUGUGAUAGAGAUGUUGUCCAGUAUUAUAAAAGAUGGAUGUACCCUGUCUGACCUAGAAGCGUCUCUAGGAAGCCACAAUAUUCCUAAUUCACCAGCGACCCAAUCAAACUUUCAAGAUGCGGAGGACAAAACAAAAUGUCAAUCUCCCGAGUCAAAUAAGUCGGCAAUAGAAAAAUAUUGCUAUGUACAUUACGAUACAGGCUUACACUGGUGUUGGUUAUGCGACGAAUUUCCGGAAACGGCAAAGGAUUUCCUUUUGCACCUUCAAGACAAGAAACACCGGACAAUGGCUAAGGAGAACGAUGUGGACAAUACACCAUGGCACAAAUUGCCACUUGAGCCCAUUUUACCAUCGGAUGAAAAUGCGCCAAAGAAAAGAAUUCCUAUUAAAGGUUUGCAGUUUUUUAUAUCUGCCCCAUCUUGGUACUGUAAAUUGUGCGAUGUAUGGAUUGGGGAUUUACACUGUGCGUCGCACCAUUUAAAAUCUAAAACACACUAUCAGAAUUACGAGAAUUUUGUUGUGCAAAAUCCACACUGGGAAAUGGAGUGGCUAAAAGACAGAGAAAGAGCGAUGGCUAGGAACGGCGUUCAAGACUCAUCGGACUCGGAUAGCAAUAAGAAAAAGAAGAAGCAUAAGGAGAAACGUCUCAGCGACUUAUUUGCAAUUAAAGAAAAGAAAAAAAAGAAACGCUCCAAGAAGCGUAAGAAACAAGUAACAGACUCCAGCAGUAGUUCCAGUUCAUCUGACAGUAGUUCCGACGACGAUGAGAAAGCCGACAGAUCUAGGAGCAUAAGGGUAGCCAUGCGUAACAUGAAACAGGUACAGUCGAUAAUGGAUGAAGAUUUGUCGAGUAAAUGGAACGUAUUGGAGCGACUAGUGGAAGAGCACAAGAAGAAGGAGGAGAAAAAAGAAAAGGAGAAAAUUAAAGAGCUCGAGGACCCACUCAUUAAUCAGUGGAUGACAGUGUCUCAACCCCAAGAAAAAGACAAACGCCUUUUAGAAGAUUUGAAGGAUCGAAUGAAACAGAAACAAGAGUUGGAAAAAGCUAAACAAAUCGAGUUAGAGAAGAAAAAGAGAGAGAAAGAAAGGGAAGAGAAAGAAAUAUUGGAAAGGCAAGAAAGGGCAGCAAGAGAGGCCGAGGAAGAAACAGAGAGGGAAAGGAAAAGGAAGGAACAGGAGGAACUUGAACGUAUCAGGAAUAAAGAUAGGAAUCAAGUUAGAUUUAAAACAAAUUAUAGGAAAAGGCGCACACCUUCGAGAAGCGAUGAAGAGGAGAGUCCACAUCACGAGAAAUAUAAACGUGAGAGAUAUAGAAACGAAAGAUCUCAUGAACAUGAAAGUAGGUUGGAGAGAUCGCACGAACGUGAAAACCGAACCGAAAGAUCCUAUGAACGUGAAAAUAGAUCGGAGAGGUCUCACGAACAUGAAAGUAGGUCAGAAAGGCCUCGCGAACGCUCAAAGAGUAGAACUAGAUCGCCACCAGAAAGAAGAUCCGAAGACAGCACAAACAAGAAGAAACCACCGGGUCCUCCAAGUUAUAAAAAGCUUCCGUUUAUAGGAAGGAUGCCGUUAUUUAAAAACAAAAAGAUGGAAGAAAAGGAGGAGAAAAAAGAAAUACAGAAGGAGAGUUAUGAGGUGCCAAGGCGUACCAGAUUCCAACCAGGGAAUCUCGCAAGAGCUUUCAUCCCAAAGCCGGACGUGGUUUGCUUUCCCAAAUUAUCUAGCAUUCCUCCUCUGACUAUCCCGCCACCUCCGACCGUAUCAGAGCCUGUUGUAAUGGUACCAGAACCUCCUAAAAUAAGCAAAGAAAGCCUACCUAAAGCACCUCCCCCGCCUAAAAUCGCCAAAAAGGAAGUGGAACACAGUAAAGCGGAAGCUGUGAACUUAAGCGAUGACGAAAUGCUGUAUGCUGAAACCGGAAAUGGGAUGAAUCCCAGCAUGAUGGGUCACUAUUACACGGACUAUAAUAACAGUAUGAUGUAUUCGCAUAACUACGAAUACCCACAAAAUGAGAGUUCCGUACCGCAUUCUCAUACCAUGCCUUUGCAGCCACCCCCAUUACCUCCCGAUGAUGACUUGGCCCUUUUAGGAAUUUGUGCCGAUGACAUGGCUGCCCAAUCUUUUUGAAUAUUUUUUUUUUGUUUUCAUUUACAUUUGUAUAUGUUUAUACAAAAUAAGAAUAUUGUAAUGCAUUAAAAA
Messenger RNA from Anoplophora glabripennis (Asian longhorned beetle), 2981 nucleotides. RefSeq names its product zinc finger matrin-type protein CG9776. The transcript is spliced from 9 exons. Gene Ontology annotation, molecular function: nucleic acid binding; zinc ion binding. Bases 354 to 2909 code for a protein of 851 amino acids. Gene Ontology annotation, cellular component: nucleoplasm. The record is from RefSeq and is a predicted model, not a curated record. Gene Ontology annotation, biological process: positive regulation of DNA-templated transcription; negative regulation of DNA-templated transcription. NCBI's taxonomy places the organism in Eukaryota, Metazoa, Arthropoda, Insecta, Coleoptera, Cerambycidae.